Messenger RNA from Mesitornis unicolor (brown roatelo), 548 nucleotides. RefSeq names its product gamma-sarcoglycan-like. Gene Ontology annotation, biological process: heart contraction; cardiac muscle tissue development. The record is from RefSeq and is a predicted model, not a curated record. The annotation marks the transcript as partial. Gene Ontology annotation, cellular component: sarcolemma; sarcoglycan complex. NCBI's taxonomy places the organism in Eukaryota, Metazoa, Chordata, Aves, Mesitornithiformes, Mesitornithidae. The transcript has 6 exons.
UUGACUUUGAGAGACACAUAUUGAAGUUACUACUUUUGAAGUUAUUACUUCUGCUCCAGUAUGCACUGACCAUUUCAGUGCUUUCAAAUCUGUGCCAAGAUCGUCACUGUGUGACACUGUUAUUUAGAUAUCAAGAAAUUGGCACUAAGUCAAGUUCUACCACCGUGGCCGUCACAUGGCCUGAAGGAGCACUUUUUGAACACUCAGUAGAAACACCUCUUGUGAAGGCAGACGCUUUUAAACAACUUAGGCUGGAAUCACCGACUCGAUCUUUGAGCAUGGAUGCACCACGAGGCAUUAAUAUCAAAGCACAAGCUGGGAAUAUUGAGGCUCUUUCCCAGAUGGAUAUCAAACUACACAGCAGCGAUGGUGUGCUUUUGCUCGAUGCUGAAACUGUGCGCCUGCCCAAAUUGCCUGAGGGUACAAGGGGUGGAUCCGGUAUUUCUCAGGGGCUGUAUGAAAUCUGCGUGUGUCCGGACGGAAAGCUGUACUUGUCGGUGGCCGACGUGGGCUCCACUUGCCAAGAAUACAGCCGUGUCUGCCAGUGA